AUGCCACUGCUGGAAGCUUCCACCUUCUUGUCCUUCUGGGCUCUUGGCCUUGGGUUAUCUACAUUGAAGCAGUCCCAGCUAUCCAUUACCACAGAAGUGGGGGAAAUUAUUGACAUAGAUUGCAAGAUUACAAGCACCAAUUUUGAAAAGGACAUCAUUCACUGGUACCGACAGAAACCGAAUCAGGCUUUGGAGCGUCUGAUUUAUGUGAGCUCCACAAAAAGCCCUGCUAUAAGCCAUGUAGAUGGAAAGAGAAACAAAGUUGAGGCAAGAAAGAAUUCUCAGCUUCUCACUUCAACCCUCCGCAUAUAUUUCAUAGGAAAAGAAGAUACGGUUGGCCUUGGGCAGUUAAAAUUGGAGCAACCUGAAAUAUCCAUUUCCAGUGCAAGGGAUGAGAGUGCCCAGAUACCUUGUAAGGUGUCCUCUGGCACCUUUAGCAAAGAUUACAUUCACUGGUACCGGCAGAAACCAGAUCAGGGUAUAGAACAUUUAAUAUACGUGGCCUCCACAGCCACUGUUUUUGGGAAGAACAGCAAAUUUAAGGCAAGUAAAUAUCCACAAACUUCAACUUCUACCUUGACAAUAAAUUUCUUAGAAAAAGAAGAUGAGGCCGUGUACUUCUGUGCCUUGGUUGAAUCACUGUGGAAUUAUGAUAGAAAACUCUUCGGGGAAGGAACAAAGCUUAUCGUCACAGAUAAAAGCUAUGGUCCAGGGUACUAUCCCAAGCCCACCAUUUUUCAUCCUUCAGCUGCUGAAGUAAGCCUUCAUAAGGCUGGAACACAUAUUUGUCUUCUUGAGAAAUUUUUCCCUGAUGUUAUCAAGGUGUACUGGAAGGAAAAAAAUGGCGAUACAAUUCUGGAAUCUCAGCAGGGAAAUACCAUGAAGACUGAUGACACAUACAUGAAAUUCAGCUGGCUGACCGUGAGUGAAGAGUCAAUGAAUAAAGAACACAAAUGUAUCGUCAAACAUGAGCAUAAUAAAGUGGAUCAAGAGAUUCUUUUUCCUGCAAUAAAGAAAGAGGCUGCUACUAAUCAUGUAAGAGAAGUUUAUCUGGAAGACAAAAGUGAUAUACUUCAGCUGCAGCUCAUCAAUACCUCUGCCUACUACACCUACCUCCUCCUCCUCCUCAAGAGCCUGGUCUACUUUGCCGUCAUUUCCUUCUGUCUGGUUCGGAGAACAGCGGUCUGUGACCAUGGGAAGAGUUCAUAACAGAUGAUGGCACAAAAGGAUCAAUGUUCUUUUCCUUUUUUUCUUUUUUUCCUUUUGCCUCUGAACCUGUCUGCUGAGGAUCUAGCUGGACUUUCUUUCUGGGUUUGGAUGAUUUCAGUUCACAUGUGCAUUUUUCUAUUAUGUCAUUUUUGCAUAAUGGUUUUCAAACCACUGACCAAAAGAAAAUUCCACUGUGUAACAAGAACAAAUUCUGCCAUGACUCAGGGGCAGGGACAAAGGGUACCCUUUAGCACCAUCUUCCCAUAAUCCCCAUCAGCUCCUCUAGCCAAGCCUAAUAAUCACUCCUUCUGAGAACAGACAGCACGCAGCCUCUAGUCACACUCCUUAGUGCUUUUGCACCAGAUAACUGCCCUGAACUUUCCAUUUUACACACCCAGAAGAUGCCAUAUUUGCUACUU
Messenger RNA from Myotis lucifugus (little brown bat), 1628 nucleotides. RefSeq names its product immunoglobulin lambda-1 light chain. The transcript is spliced from 7 exons. The coding region runs from base 1 to 1209 and encodes 402 amino acids. The record is from RefSeq and is a predicted model, not a curated record. Lineage: Eukaryota; Metazoa; Chordata; Mammalia; Chiroptera; Vespertilionidae.